Molecule: messenger RNA, 1191 nt
Organism: Lentinula edodes (shiitake mushroom)
Lineage: Eukaryota; Fungi; Basidiomycota; Agaricomycetes; Agaricales; Omphalotaceae
Exons: 18
Coding region: 118-1191 (357 amino acids)
Cellular component (GO): Golgi apparatus
Source: RefSeq, a predicted model, not a curated record
GUAACAUUGCCGGCCGCAUCGCCUAAAUCUUUUUAUAUACUUUCAACUGCUUUCGACCUCAACCUUUUUCACUUGGAUUCCCUUUUUGAUUUCUUUCGCCAUCUUGACAAGUCAAACAUGUUCAUUGAGGCCUUACUAGGGACCAGGGCCCAGAGGCUCUUCAUGGCGACUCUAUUGAUUCAGGCUAUCGUGGUGCUUGUCAUGGUUGGAAUAACGUUCAGAAUGGUGGAUGAACAUGUAUCAUUCUCUACUUCUGGAUACAAAACAUUACCUUGUUACCUGGCAUUGUUUGCUCUGGCCGAAGUAUUUGAAAUGUUCAUGGCUGCCGAUGCUUUAAGGCUCAGAAAUAUCAUUCAAUUGGUCGGGAUCUUGUUGUUCCACCUUGCUCUGAUAGUAUCCGCGGCUCUUCAAGUUCACCAAACUCGAGAUGCCCUAAUAAAUGGGUCCGUGGACUGCUCCGACCCAGAUGCUACUAACUACCUCAUUAAUUGUGAUGUUCCUGGUUCACUGUGGAGGAAGAUAGAACCUUUCCUGAUCGUCACACCCUGUAUAAUUGCGGCCUCAUGGCUGAUUAUGAUGUUCUGGAUCAAGCAGCUCUAUGGCGAGUUUGGAUGGGCCAUCUUCCAUAUUGUGGGCGCGAACCCUAAAACCAAGACUAUGUACCAGUAUUAUCAAGUCGAAAUCUGUCUUUUAAAAUUCGACUUUUUCUUCUUCACCGGUGUGACAAUGCAGCUUCUUAUCGUCGUCCUUUCCAAAAAUAGUGCGGAGUUUGGGAUAACCAUCGCCGCUAUCCCUAUCGUUUUGGGGCUCCUCAUGGGCGCUGCUUUGGCUGUCCAAAGAGAGAUUAAGUGGCUAAUGACUAUAUCGCUGGUGAUGAUGUUGGCAGCUGAGACGUAUUUAUAUAAGCUGGUCCGUUUCUACGAACCUUCAUCAACUUCACAAUACAACACGACGCGAGCUACGCUGACAGUCUUCACAAUUGUUGCAUUCCUUCUUCUCUUCGGAACUUUCGUCGUUGGUCUGAGAUGUUUCAGUGACUUCGACCGAGGCUUGCUCCCAUCCAAAGUCCAUGGUCAGUCCUACAAACCUGUUUCAACAAAGGUGGAUCUAUUUAAUAACGGAAAUAUGAGCCAACGACAGUCUUCCUACAAUGGAGGUUCGGUGCUUGCCCCUCGAAUAUCUAUCGAGUAA